AUUCGCAAAACUACUGGUACAAUCCUUGUUUACAAAACUGAGUGCUAAAUUAAUUUCUUAGAGAAUUAAUACAAAAAUGAGAUGGAGUGAAGCAGUAACCGUGGAAUUUGUCAAAAUGUAUUUAAAACACGAAUGCCUAUGGAAUCCCAACCACCCUGGUUACAAAAUUAAAUACCAAAGAGAAAAAGCUUACUUCGAUAUUUGUUCGGAAUUUAAAACGUCCACAAUGAAAACACUUACAGUUCCCGAGGUUAAAAUGAAAAUAAAAAACUUGAGGACAACUUAUGUACAACAGGUACAAAAAAUCUUGCAAAAAUCGGGUCCCAACUCGAUCUAUGAACCCUCGUUAGUUUGGUUUAACGAGAUGGACCGUUGUUUAAAACAUAUACGAACUAAUCGUCACCUGUAUUCUCUGAGUACACAAGAAACUCCUGGAGUUGAUUCAUCCUGCCAGAUAUGGGUAGAUCAGGGGACACAUCAAGAUAAUGAAGAAAUGAAUCCCGAUCCCCUAUCAAACCCUGAAGAUGAUGAUUUUGAAUCUUCUAAGAUGGAGGAAUCAACUCCCAUAAAGAAGGAAAGAUUGUCACAACCAAGCAAGAAAAAAAAGAAGUAUAAACAUAGAAACUUAAAUCAAAUUCAAGAUUAUCCCAAAAAUGCAAACUUUGAGGCAACAAAGGAGGAUGAAUUUGAUAUAUACGGGAAGUACAUUGCUUCACAGCUCAGAAAAAUGGACUUGCACAAAGCCUUGAGGCUUCAACUUGAAAUACAAAGUUUAGUUAGUGAAGCUAGAUUAUCGGACAUAACUAGUAAUUAAAUUAAAGAAAAGAAGUAUGUAAAAUGUAAUAUUGGUAUUACAAUAAGUAUUUUAAGCUUUUUACCAAAGAAUUAAAAAAUAACCAGUGCAAUUUAAAAUCAUUUAUAUUUUUAAUUAAGGUUUAUAUGUUUAUAAUUUAAUGAUAGAAAUAAUAUUGAGAUAAAAAAUGAUUACAUCUCAUUUUUGUA
This is a messenger RNA of Danaus plexippus (monarch butterfly), 1002 nucleotides long. RefSeq lists its product as uncharacterized. Bases 77 to 814 code for a protein of 245 amino acids. NCBI's taxonomy places the organism in Eukaryota, Metazoa, Arthropoda, Insecta, Lepidoptera, Nymphalidae. The transcript has 2 exons. The record is from RefSeq and is a predicted model, not a curated record.